This is a messenger RNA of Cryptotermes secundus, 2258 nucleotides long. It is a transcript of the gene Idh, whose product is annotated as isocitrate dehydrogenase [NADP] cytoplasmic. Gene Ontology annotation, molecular function: isocitrate dehydrogenase (NADP+) activity; magnesium ion binding; NAD binding. Gene Ontology annotation, biological process: isocitrate metabolic process. Bases 437 to 1669 code for a protein of 410 amino acids. The transcript has a single exon. Gene Ontology annotation, cellular component: cytosol; peroxisome; mitochondrion. The record is from RefSeq and is a predicted model, not a curated record. NCBI's taxonomy places the organism in Eukaryota, Metazoa, Arthropoda, Insecta, Blattodea, Kalotermitidae.
CUUUAGCCGCGUUUGUGACCGAUUAGACAGUUCAAAUGGCGAAUCGUUAUGUAACCAAGUUUUGUGCACAACAGUAUCGGUAUUGAUUAUCGUUAUUCUAGAAUUCUAGAACGAAUGAACAUUUGCUUUGGUGGCUAAGAAAUCCCAUCUGAAGUGUUUCACCUGAUUGGAAAGUUUAUUUUAACCUCAAUUUGAGUCAUACAAAUUUAAGUAUGUGGAAGUGGUAUAUUGUCCAAAGCUGAAUUGUGAUUGUGUGAUUGAUGGUGUAGACGUCACAAGAUUACAUAACAAGGUCUAGGCAGGAGUGACUAGCAAAAUUAUUGCACGUCUCAGCGUUGUUAGAGUAACGGAUUUGUGCGGUGGGUUUGGUACGUGGAAGUGAAAGGUGUGAGACUAGAGUUCAGAGCUUUUCGUAUUAUUUAUUUCAGUUGACAGUAUGGGUAAGAUAACAGCUGGACCAGUUGUAGACAUUCUUGGAGAUGAAAUGACAAGAAUUAUAUGGGAUUUAAUUAAGGAGAAGCUCAUUUUACCAUUCCUCGAUAUUGAACUUCACACGUAUGAUCUUGGAAUUGAAUACAGAGACAAAACCGAUGAUCAGGUCACCAUAGACUGUGCAAAUGCUAUAUUAAAAUAUAAUGUAGGCAUUAAAUGUGCAACAAUCACACCAGAUGAAAAGCGGGUGGAAGAAUUCAACUUGAAGCAAAUGUGGAAGUCUCCUAAUGGAACAAUUCGUAACAUCUUGGGGGGAACAGUGUUUCGUGAAGCUAUCAUCUGCAAGAAUAUUCCUCGACUGGUGACAGGCUGGAACAAACCCAUCAUCAUUGGACGGCAUGCACAUGCCGAUCAGUAUAAAGCUACUGAUUUUGUUGUUCCUGGAGCAGGUAAGCUUGAGCUUAAGUGGACCCCCACAAGUGGCGAUUCUAAAGAAAUUGUACACACUGUUCAUGAAUACAAGGGGCCAGGUGUUGCACUAGGCAUGUUCAAUACAGAUGAGUCAAUUACAUCAUUUGCUCAUUCAUCAUUCCAAUAUGCACUUGACAGAAAAUACCCACUGUAUCUCAGUACGAAGAACACGAUCUUGAAAAGGUACGAUGGAAGAUUUAAAGAUAUUUUCCAGGAAUUGUAUGAUACUAAAUACAAGCCCCAGUUUGAAGCAUUGGGAAUUUGGUAUGAACAUCGCCUGAUAGAUGACAUGGUGGCAUAUGCUAUGAAGUCAGAAGGCGGUUUUGUUUGGGCAUGCAAGAACUAUGAUGGAGAUGUGCAGUCCGAUUCUGUUGCUCAAGGAUACGGUUCUCUGGGACUAAUGACUUCAGUGCUGAUAUGUCCUGAUGGUAAAACCGUAGAAGCAGAAGCAGCUCAUGGAACAGUUACACGUCACUACCGCUUCUACCAACAAGGGAAAGAAACUUCUACGAAUCCCAUCGCCUCAAUCUUUGCGUGGACACAAGGACUAUCCCAUCGAGCAAAACUGGAUGACAACAAAGCGCUUGCAGAUUUUGCCAAGAAACUAGAAGCAGUCUGUAUUGAAACUAUUGAAGCCGGUGACAUGACAAAGGACCUCGCAAUUUGUAUUAAGGGCAUGGCAAACGUCCAGCGUUCGGAUUACCUGGAGACAUUUGCUUUUAUUGAUAAGCUUGCUGAGAAUUUGAGAAAGAAGCUGGGUGCUUGACAUUUUACAAAAGGACAGAGUAAACUGUGACUAUUAUUUUUCUAUAUUCUUAUCCAUCCCAUGCCCUCAGUCUGUAUGCUUAAAGGUCUUUUAUAGACUGCUAGAGUGCUUGCUUGCAAGCAUGUCAUGUGAGAUUUAAAGUGUUCAUGCUGUAGGGUACUUGGUGGACCAAGCAUUUAACUCAUUCAUUAUAAUUCUCUAUCCUGGUUAAUUGAUAUUAGACUGGUGUUAGGAAUAUUUAAUACAUGAUAUUCUUAUGUUAUAGGAAUAAUAUAUUGAUGUAUUAAAUACACACUAUGAAGUGUCUGUACUCUACUUAAUACGUAUAUUUAUCCUAAUUUGGGGAAAUGUUUACAGUACAGUGAACAUAUUUCCUGUUUCUUAAUAUGGAUUUUAGUUGUUCAUGGUUGAUUUAAUAUCACUGUCAGUAGGUCAGAUCAUAUAGUGACAAAUGUGUUGGAAAGGAUAUGAAAAGCCAAAGUCACAUUUGCCUGGCGAGAUUGAGGAAAAUCACAAAAAAAUAUCAGCAAGGAUAACUGAUUUCUGUGCUGAGAACAGGCUGGAAUGUUCUGAACAUGAAAGAAUGGUA